Molecule: messenger RNA, 606 nt
Organism: Verticillium alfalfae VaMs.102
Lineage: Eukaryota; Fungi; Ascomycota; Sordariomycetes; Glomerellales; Plectosphaerellaceae
Product: alpha-glucosidase
Exons: 1
Coding region: 1-606 (201 amino acids)
Biological process (GO): oligosaccharide catabolic process
Molecular function (GO): alpha-amylase activity
Source: RefSeq, a predicted model, not a curated record
AUGCCGGCGGCGUGGGGCGUCGAGGAGUACAAGGACAUUGAGAGUUCGAACUUCUACGCCGAGGCGUGCGCAUCGGGCGACGAGGACAAGAUGGCCAAGACGAUGCACGGCCUGCGCAUCAUGGCGCGGGACCACGCGCGGAUCCCCUUCCAGUGGGACGACUCGCCCAACGCCGGGUUCACGUCUGCUGACGCGAAGCCCUGGAUGAGGGUGCAUGACGAGUACAAGAAGAUCAACGCCGCGCAGCAGAUGGCCGAUCCCAACUCAAUUCUCUCGUUCUACCGGCAGAUGCUGAGGCUACGAAAGCAUUACAAGGACGUGUUUGUGUUUGGGUCGCACAAGCUGCUCGAGCCCGAGGAUGAGAAGGUGUGGAAGUACGUCAAGCAGAGCCCGUAUACCGAGCAGUGCCGGCGCGUGCUGGUCGUCAUGAACUUUUCCAGAGAGGAGAGACCAGUGGGCGAUGUGGCUGCUGCUCUCGAGUGCGAGAAGGGAGACGUGCGGCUUCUUGUUGGCACGGCUGGCGUGGAGGAGAGCUCGGUCGACAAGAGCGGCUGGCCAGCACUGGGUGUGUGGGAGUCAAGGAUAUACACAAACUUUAAGCUGUGA